AUGGGCGGCAGGCAAAUCCGCCCCGCGGGCGUCUACAAGGCCGUCCGCGAAGAGCUCAAGCACCAGCUCAUGCCGGGCUACAACGUGCCCACGCCGCCGUGGUUCGCCGUCAUGAACUCGGUGCCCCCGUCAGAGGCCCUCGUGCGCACCGUCACGCCGCGCCACCGCGUGCCCAACCCAAAGGCCUCGAAGCCCAAGAAGCUGUUCCGCCCGCAGAGCAUUGCGUACCCGGAGGAUGCGCUGCGGACGAGCUUCUACAAGGAUCACCCGUGGGAGCUGGCCAGGCCGAGGGUUGUGCUGGAGUUGGACGGCAAGGAUUACCAGCAUUGUGACUGGAGUAAAGGGCUGAGACAGCCGGGUAUCCCGCUAACAGGUGAAAGCGUCGUGCAACGCCAGCUGUGGUUAAUGGAAAACGAAAAGAUGAGCAAGCGCAAGGCAUACGACACGGUCCGCCGAGAAUUCUACAGGCUGCGCCAGCAAGAGGAGGUCGAGAAGAGGAUAGCCAUCGAGGAGGCGCGCUACGUCGGCGCGUACUUUGGCAAGACGAGGCUGGACAUUGGCAUGCAGCUCGAGGACCAGGAGUACGAGAACUGGAAGAUUUGGGCCGGCAAGGAGACGGCGAACCGGGAGGCAAGAGCAAGUUCGGACAUUGAGACGUUUGGGCUCGAGGAGGAGGAAGUCGUGGCGGAGACGGCGGAGGCGCAGCCUGUGACGGUGACGGCAUAG
Trichoderma aggressivum f. europaeum is the source of this 726-nucleotide messenger RNA. RefSeq lists its product as uncharacterized. NCBI's taxonomy places the organism in Eukaryota, Fungi, Ascomycota, Sordariomycetes, Hypocreales, Hypocreaceae. Gene Ontology annotation, molecular function: structural constituent of ribosome. Bases 1 to 726 code for a protein of 241 amino acids. Gene Ontology annotation, cellular component: mitochondrial small ribosomal subunit. The transcript is spliced from 2 exons. The record is from RefSeq and is a predicted model, not a curated record.